This is a messenger RNA of Adineta steineri, 210 nucleotides long. NCBI's taxonomy places the organism in Eukaryota, Metazoa, Rotifera, Eurotatoria, Adinetida, Adinetidae. The record is from the annotation of a GenBank genome assembly.
AUGUUAUUUGAAAUCACAUUAAUGAGUUUCAAUGCAAGCAAUUUUACUGGAGCUGAUCCAGUUCUUAGUCCAUUUAGUUUUUCACUUUUUAUUAUUAUUGCUGUCUUUGUAUGUUUAAGUAUGUUUCUUUCAAUAAUUAAUGAUGAGUUUCAUCAUGUUGAACAAAAUUCAAUUGAAAAUCAACAAAUUUUAUUAUAUAUGUUAAAGUAA